GGUUAGGACAUUCAGAUGGCGCAAUAAGGCCAGACCAGAAACCGUUGGAAUGAAGGCAAGUAAUGCAGGUACGAAAUGCAAUACUAAAUGCCCUGAAGAAGCAAUCCAAUUUUCUCAAUCCCUAAAUUCAUGUAGACGACGAACCUCAAAUCCCAAAACUAGGGGAAAAAAAGUUAUUUUUUUUUCCGACAAAAACGAGAACAGCGGAGAUUGAGAGCCGUGUCAUUCGGGUAAUCGGGCUAUUGGAUCCGGUAAAAUGAUCGGUUGGUGCAAACAGUUGCGGGGCGCUUUUGGGGCUUCUUUUCUCUGGCUCGUUUGCUUAAUUUACUUCACUCAGGGUUUUAGAUCUUUUGUAUGGACUGCAGUUUCAUAUCAGCUGAAAGAUGAGCUGAAGUUAUCACCUUCCGCCUCCCAGUUUGUCUCUUCAAUAGCAUUCUUUCCAUGGAGUGUGAAACCUCUAUACGGGAUUGUAUCUGAUUGCAUCCCCAUCAAAGGAAGAAAAAGAAUUCCCUACUUAAUACUGGCCACUUUGUUCUCAUUCUUUCCAUGGCUUCUUUUAGGCACCAGUGAAUUUCUUAGGACUUCUAAGGUGCAGCUAAUGGUUCUCCUAACAGUGCAAAAUCUGGGCUCUGCCAUGGCAGAUGUGGUAAUUGAUGCGAUGAUAGCUGAGGCUGUAAGAUUAGAGCGGGCCUUAUUUGCUGGUGAUCUUCAAUCAAUAUCUUGGAUGGCAAUGGCUUUGGGAGGAAUCUGUGGGAGUUUGCUAGGUGGUUAUGCAUUGAGCAAUCUGAGGAUGGAUGAAAUUUUUCUUAUUUUUUCCGUGUUACCAGCAUUGCAGCUCGCUUCUUGUCAUUUUGUGGAGGAGGGCUCUACAGUUGGUAAAGCCUUUUCGAAAGUUUCUGCUUCAAAUGGCACUCACUUGACAAUUGAAAACUUCGACAUGGAUAGUAAUUUCUCUAAUGGGAAGUCCAAAGUUGGUGGUGCAUCAAGGAGAAAAAAGGGCCAAAAGGAUACCAACAAUAGAGCAAUCAAAUCAGGUGACCUUCAGGUUCUAGAUAAAGAUGGAUCAUCAACACCAAGCUUGUUUCAAUCUCUGAAAUCGGCAAGCUAUGCUCUAUUUAAAGCUUUCCGGCAGCCAAUCAUUCUAAGACCAAUGGCUUGGUUCUUUUUAGCUCAUGUGACUGUCCCAAACCUCUCAACAGUCAUGUUCUACUACCAGACGGAGAUCUUAAACUUGGAGGCAUCCUUCUUAGGCACAGCACGUGUUCUUGGUUGGUUGGGACUCAUGCUUGGAACCUUCAUAUACAAUCAAUACAUGAAGAAUAUGAGGUUGCGAAAAAUUCUCAUGUGGGCUCAUAUUGGUUUGGCCAUUUUGAGUGCUCUAGAUCUGGUGUUGGUGACCCGGACAAAUGUGUCAUUAGGCAUAUCAGAUAGGGGUAUGGUGCUGUACGGGUCUGCUCUUGCAGAUGGCAUAAAUCAAUUCAAGUUUAUGCCAUUUCUCAUCUUAUCAGGACAGUUAUGCCCUCCGGGAAUUGAAGGGACAUUGUUUGCCCUUUUCAUGUCAAUAAACAACUUGGGUUCUACAGUAGGAUCCUUUGUAGGAGCUGGGCUGGCUUCUGCUCUUAACAUCUCUUCGGGAUCCUUUGACAACCUUCCUCUUGGCAUUGGUAUUCAAGUCAUCUGCACAUUCAUUCCUGUUGCUUUUCUGUCUUUGAUCCCCAAGGAAGCCACAGGGAUAUCAGCAUAGUUCAUAGAACCACAGACAUAGCCAGAUCAGAUUUCUUGGUUUUCUUUAACCACAUAGAAGAUUAGAUACUGGAAAUUUGAAAUUCAAUUCUCAUUUGAUUCUUAUUUUGUGUCCUUUGGAGCAAUGCUCUGACAAUUUUGAUGCAGUAGAUGUAGGUCAAGAUUCUACAGAAUAUUGGCCAAUAGAUAUUUACUGGAAUUCAAAAAAUGAGGAAUCUUUUGUUAAACUUUUAUUUCUUAAUUAUAAUUUCAAGUAUUCUAAA
Ipomoea nil (Japanese morning glory) is the source of this 2006-nucleotide messenger RNA. RefSeq names its product probable folate-biopterin transporter 4. The transcript has 7 exons. The record is from RefSeq and is a predicted model, not a curated record. Gene Ontology annotation, cellular component: membrane. Lineage: Eukaryota; Viridiplantae; Streptophyta; Magnoliopsida; Solanales; Convolvulaceae. The coding region runs from base 257 to 1744 and encodes 495 amino acids.